CUCGCGGCAACAACACAAAACGCGCCAAAUUUCUAUGGCGGCGGCACAGUAUGAACAGCGGAAUAUAUAUAUUUACAGUAAUAUUUUAUGUACCCGUGACAGCGCGAAUUGUAUGAAAAUAUAUGAGGAGAUAUGACUUUUUUUUUUUUUUUUUUUUUUUUUUUUUUUAUCGUUGUUGGUAAGACAUUCGUGAUAUUUAUGCGAGCAGCAAGUCUAUUAACUCGUUGAAAGUGUGUGAAGACAGGUGACUGGUUGAGUUGUAUACAGUGAAGCUGUUCCAACUAGUUAAUUAACUAGUUCUCCUGUAUUUAGUGACUGAUUUGAGUCUUGCAGAUUUUUGUCAGCUAUGGUUUUACAAAACAGUGGGCGAUAUAAAUCAGACCGAGGUGGUGAUCAGGACAACCAGCAGGAUGAUGCGUCAGCUUUGUCCGCUGUUAAGCGGCUGGAGCGCAGUCAGUUUACUGAUGGAAUGGAUGAGCGCUUUGGCUUUGAACGGAUGAAAGAACCUGGGGAGAAAACAGGAUGGCUGAUAAACAUGCACCCGACUGAGAUUCUGGAUGAUGACAAGCGGAUGAUCAGUGCUGUGGACUAUUACUUCAUACAGGAGGAUGGAAACAGAUUCAAGGUUGCUCUUCCCUAUAAGCCGUAUUUCUACAUAGCCACUAAAAAGAACUGUGAAAGAGAGGUUAUCUCCUUCCUGUCAAAGAAGUUCCAAGGAAAAGUGGCAAAGCUUGAAACUGUCCCAAAGGAAGACUUAGAUCUGCCUAAUCACCUGGUGGGCCUGAAAAGGAACUACAUCAAACUCUCUUUCAACACGGUGGAUGACCUUGUUAAAGUGAAAAGGGAGAUCUCACCUGCUAUCCGCAAGAACAGAGAGAGAGAGAAGUCCAAUGACGCCUAUACCAGCAUGUUAUCCAGUGCUUUGGUUGGUGGAAGCGUAGUGGCGGAGGAUGAGGAUGGCACUUCGAAGAAAAUGACUGAGCAGCUUGACAACAUCGUAGACAUGCGGGAAUAUGAUGUGCCUUAUCAUGUCCGCGUUUCUAUUGACCUGAAGAUUCAUGUGGCUCACUGGUACAAUGUGCGGUACAGGGGAAGUGCCUAUUCUCCUGAGAUUGUGCGCAGAGAUGAUCUUGUGGAAAGACCUGAUCCUGUCGUGUUGGCAUUUGAUAUAGAGACAACUAAACUUCCUCUGAAGUUUCCUGAUGCUGAAACAGACCAGAUCAUGAUGAUAUCAUACAUGAUAGAUGGGCAGGGUUUCCUUAUCACAAACAGAGAAAUAGUCUCUGAGGACAUUGAGGACUUUGAGUUCACACCAAAACCUGAAUACGAGGGCCCCUUCACUGUAUUUAAUGAACCUGAUGAGGCCUCUCUCAUUCAAAGAUGGUUUGAACACAUCCAUGAGACCAAGCCGAACAUUUUUGUCACUUACAACGGAGAUUUCUUUGACUGGCCAUUUGUAGAGGCCAGAGCGGCCCAACUUGGCCUGAAUAUGCAUCGGGAAAUUGGCUUCCAGAAGGACAAUCAGGGUGAAUAUAAAGCCAGCCAGGCUAUUCACAUGGACUGCCUCAGGUGGGUAAAGAGAGACAGUUACUUGCCUGUCGGAAGUCAUAACCUCAAGGCUGCAGCGAAAGCUAAGUUAGGCUAUGACCCUGUAGAGCUGGACCCAGAGGAAAUGUGCCGUAUGGCUACUGAAGAACCACAGACUCUGGCCACCUAUUCAGUGUCUGACGCUGUGGCCACAUACUACCUUUACAUGAAAUAUGUUCACCCCUUCAUUUUUGCCCUCUGCACUAUAAUUCCUAUGGAACCAGAUGAGGUUUUACGGAAAGGCUCCGGUACGCUGUGCGAGGCCUUGCUGAUGGUCCAGGCCUUCCAUGUCAACAUUGUCUUCCCAAAUAAGCAGGAGCAGGUCUUUAACAAACUCACAGAUGAUGGUCAUGUACUGGACUCUGAGACUUAUGUUGGCGGCCACGUCGAGGCUCUAGAAUCUGGUGUGUUUCGCAGUGAUAUCCCCUGCCGCUUUAAAAUGAAUCCAGCGGCGUUUGACUUCUUGCUUCAGAGGGUGGAGCGUACUCUUCGUCAUGCGAUUGAGGAAGAGGAAAAUAUUCCCCUUGAGCAGGUCACCAACUUUAAUGAGGUGUGUGAUGAGAUCAAGAAAAAGCUUAUCUCUUUGAAGGAAGUGCCCAAUAGAAUUGAAUGUCCUCUUAUUUACCAUCUGGAUGUGGGGGCCAUGUACCCCAACAUCAUCCUCACCAACAGACUACAGCCCUCUGCCAUGGUGGAUGAGGCGACCUGUGCAGCCUGUGAUUUUAAUAAACCUGGUGCAAACUGUCAGCGUAGAAUGACUUGGCAGUGGAGAGGAGAGAUCAUGCCGGCCAGUAGGAGUGAGUUUCAUCGCAUUCAGCAACAGCUGGAGUCUGAGAAGUUUCCUCCUCUCUUUCCUAACGGUCCACCUCGUGCUUUCCACGAGCUCAAUCGAGAAGAGCAGGCUCGGCAUGAGAAGAAACGGUUGGGAGACUACUGUAGAAAAGCCUAUAAGAAGGUUCACCUGACCAGACUAGAGGAGAGAGUCACUACCAUUUGCCAAAGAGAGAACUCCUUUUAUGUUGACACGGUUCGAGCCUUUAGAGACCGUCGAUAUGAAUUCAAAGGACUCCACAAGGUGUGGAAGAAGAAGCUGUCUACAGCGCAGGAUAAUGGGGAUGCAGCGGAGGUGAAGCGCUGCAAGAACAUGGAGAUUCUCUAUGAGUCUCUGCAACUGGCACACAAGUGCAUCCUCAACUCCUUCUACGGAUACGUCAUGAGAAAAGGAGCACGCUGGUACUCGAUGGAGAUGGCAGGGAUUGUCUGUUUCACCGGUGCCAACAUUAUCACACAGGCCAGAGAACUCAUUGAGCAGAUCGGGAGGCCUCUGGAGUUGGACACUGAUGGUAUCUGGUGUGUUCUUCCAAACACUUUUCCUGAGAACUUUGUCAUAAAAUCCACCAAUGAGAAAAAGCCAAAGGUGACAAUCAGUUAUCCAGGAGCCAUGCUGAAUAUCAUGGUCAAGGAGGGCUUUACAAAUCAUCAGUAUCAAGAGCUGGUGGACCCAGCAUCUUUAACAUAUGAGACCAGAGCUGAAAACAGCAUCUUUUUUGAAGUUGAUGGGCCGUACUUGGCUAUGAUCCUGCCUGCCUCCAAAGAAGAAGGAAAAAAGCUAAAGAAGAGGUAUGCCGUGUUUAACGAAGACGGGUCACUGGCUGAGCUGAAGGGGUUUGAGGUGAAAAGGAGAGGAGAACUUCAACUCAUUAAGAUCUUCCAGUCAUCUGUGUUUGAGGCCUUCCUGAAAGGCACGACUCUAGAAGAGGUUUACGCCUCUGUGGCUAAAGUGGCUGAUUACUGGCUUGAUGUGCUCUACAGCAAGGCUGCUAACAUGCCGGAUGCCGAGUUGUUUGAGCUGAUUUCAGAAAACCGCUCCAUGUCCCGUAAACUGGAAGAUUAUGGAGAACAGAAGUCCACCUCCAUCAGCACGGCCAAGCGUCUUGCUGAGUUUCUUGGCGAUCAGAUGGUGAAGGACGCUGGCCUCAGCUGUCGCUAUGUUAUCUCCCGCAAACCGGAGGGCUCACCUGUCACUGAAAGGGCGAUCCCUCUGGCCAUUUUUCAGGCUGAAGAGAGUGUUAAAAAGCAUUUUCUACGCAAGUGGCUGAAGAUGCCCAGUCUCCAUGACCUUGAUAUUAGAUCUAUUCUGGACUGGGGUUACUACAUUGAGCGGUUGGGCAGUGCCAUACAGAAGAUCAUCACUAUCCCUGCAGCUCUACAACAGGUGAAAAACCCAGUACCCCGUGUUCGCCAUCCAGACUGGCUGCAUAAGAAGCUUCUGGAAAAGAAUGACAUCUACAAGCAGAAGAAGAUCAGUGAGCUCUUUACCAGUGAGGGAAAGAGACAGGUGGCUCAGAAAACUCUAGCAGCAGGUGAGACUCCUGAUAUGGAGGACUUUGGUGCUCCUCAGCGCCCUGUGCAGCCAGCCAUACUCAUCAGCACGAAGAGGAAGAGGAUAUCUCAAGGAGAGGAUAGCCAGGCCGAGUCACAAGAGCAAGAGCUCACACAGUCUUGGAGAGAAAUCCUGGGGCCACCACCAGCUAUGGGCGCCACCCGGGAGGAAAUUCUUGUCUGGUUGCGCUACCAUAAGAAAAAAUGGGAGCUGCAGCUUCGUCAGAGAAAGGAACGACGAAAACGACGCCGUUUGAUUGAUGGCGAAUCUCAGCCGACCGGAGGCGGUGUAAUCCGAGAUGGACCGACGACAGGACUAGGCAGCUUCCUGCGGAGAACCGCCCGCAGUAUUCUAGACAUGCCCUGGCAAAUUGUACAGAUUGCAGAGACCAGCCACCCAGGUCUUUAUAAGCUGUGGGCGGUCAUUGGCAGUGACCUGCACUGCAUGAAACUCAACAUCUCACGAGUGUUUUAUGUCAAUCAGAAGGUGCCCAAGCAAGAAGAGGCAGCUAAUUGCAAAAAGGUGAACCGCAUACUUCCACGCUCUGGUGUGGUGUAUUACCUGUACCAGUAUGCUGUUCCUGAGGACAUGUACCAGGAACACAUCAAUGAGAUCAAUGCUGACCUCUCAGCUCCUGAUAUUGAGGGUGUCUAUGAGACACAGGUUCCGCUGCUUUUCCGGGCUCUGGUCCAGCUGGGCUGCAUGUGUAUGGUCAAUAAACAGGUGGUCAGAGACCUGGCUGGCAGAGAGGCUGAUACCUUCGACCUGGAUCACCUAGAGAUGAGAUCACUGGCCCAGUUCAGCUACCUUGAGCCAGGCAGUGUAAGGCACAUCUACCUGUACCAUCACAGCCAGGGCCAUAAGGCUCUGUUUGGCCUCUUCAUACCAUCCCAACGCAAAGCCAGCAUCUUUGUACUUGACACGGUACGCAGUAAUCAGAUGCCGAACCUGAGUUCGUUGUAUGGAGCAGAGCGCACAGCACUGCUGGAGAAGACCACAGAGGACCUUCUGCCACCUGAGAAACAUCUGUUUGAAGUACGUGCUGAAAAUGACGUCAAAGCCAUCUACCGUGCACUGCAGCGCAUUCUCCUCAACUACAAGGAGGAGCGUCGCGGUCCGACCCUGAUCGCCGUUCAGUCUAACUGGGAACUACGCCGUCUGGCGGCUGGCAUGACUGUACUGGAGGAGUUCCCGGUGGUCCCGGUUCACGUUAUUGAUGAGAUAAGUUACAAUGUACUGGACUGGCAACGGCACGGAGCUCGCCGCAUGAUAAAACACUACCUAAACCUGGACAGCUGCCUCUCGCAGGCUUUUGAUAUGGCCAGGUAUUAUCACCUGCCUGUGGGAAAUCUGCCUCAAGACAUUUCUAUAUUUGGAUCGGAUCUAUUUCUUGCACGUCAUCUGAGAAAGCACAACCACUUGUUGUGGCUGUCACCUACGGCACGUCCAGACCUUGGGGGGAAAGAGGCUGACGACAGCAGACUGGUGAUGGAGAGUGAUGAGAGAGGCUCCAUGGAGAUCAAUAGCCAUGGAUGCUACUCCACAGUUUGUGUGGAGUUGGAUAUUCAGAGUUUGGCAGUAAACACCAUUCUACAGUCCCAGCAUGUUAACGACAUGGAAGGCGGAGCCAGCAUAGGGGUCAGCUUUGAUGUCAUUCAGCAUGCAUCUCUGGAGGAAAUGAUGUCAGGGAAUCAGGCGGCAAACGCAGUGGCCAGCUAUGAUGAGACAGCACUCUGCUCCAACACCUUCAGGAUUCUGAAGAGUAUGGUUGUCGGUUGGGUUCGAGAGAUCACACAGUAUCAUAACGUCUAUGCUGAUAACCAGGUGAUGCAUUUUUACCGGUGGUUGCGAUCACCCAGUUCUCUGCUGUACGACCCGGCCCUGCACCGCACCCUCCUCAACAUGAUGAAAAAGAUCUUCCUGCAACUUGUGGCAGAGUUUAAACGGCUGGGAUCAUCUGUGAUCUAUGGGAACUUCAACCGUCUCAUUCUUUGCACCAAGAAACGGCGCAUUGAUGAUGCCAUUGCAUACGUGGAGUACAUCACUAACAGUAUUCAUUCAAAGGAGAUCUUCCACUCUCUGUCCAUCACAUUCUCACGCUGUUGGGAGUUUCUGCUGUGGAUGGAUCCAGCUAACUGUGGAGGAGUAAAGGGAAAGCUGCCCUCUAGCCUUCUGUAUGGAGAGCAUGCCAAUGAAAAGAAGAAAAAUAAGGAUGGAGAAGAGGAGGAUGGAAGUGAGGAUGAGGAUGAAGAUGAAGUAAACCAAGGGGAGGAUGAAGAACAGGAUGGCGAAGAUGAUGUGGAAGACCUGAUUGAAAGUAACUGGAAUAUCAUGCAGUACCUUCCUCAGACGGCAUCCUGUCAGAAAUACUUUCUCAUGAUCAUCUCAGCCUACAUUGCAGCUGUAUAUCACAGCAUGAGACAAGAGCUUCGGCGAAACGCCCCUGGUGCUACUCCCAUUAAGAGACGAGGAGCAACCCAAGCAUCCCAGCAGCCAACUGGGGACGUCAGUGCACUUCCCGGUCUGAUUACAUUCUCCCAGGAGUAUGUGUCAAGUGAACUCACACAGAACUUCUUCACCAUCACUCAGAAGAUUCAAAAGAAGGUGUCAAGCACUCGUAGUGUUACACUCCCAUCUGAGAUGUUUCCUGUUCUUCCUGGUUCUCACUUGCCCCUCAACAACCCAGCUCUGGAGUUUAUUAAAUACGUCUGCCAGGUGCUCUCUCUGGACGCCAACAUUGUCAAUCAGGUGAACAAACUCAACGAUCUUUUGCGAUUGGUGGACGUUGGAGAAUUUUCGGAGGACGCCCAGUUCCAUGACCCCUGCAAGUCCUACGUCCUCCCAGAGGUCAUCUGCCACCACUGUAACUUCUGUCGUGACCUUGACCUCUGCAAAGACCCUGCAGUUUCCCAGGAUGGUUCAGUUCUUCCUCAGUGGUUCUGCUCUAACUGUCAGGCCCAGUAUGACACAGAGUCCAUAGAAAUGGCUCUGGUGGAGGCACUCCAGAAGAAGCUCAUGAGUUACACACUACAAGACCUGGAAUGUGCCAAAUGCAAAGGAGUGAAGGAAGCAAACAUGCCGCUGUACUGUAGCUGUGCUGGAGAUUUCAACCUCAGCUUCACCACAAAGAGCUUCACUGAGCAGGUGGAAGUGUUCCGGAACAUUGCCGCCCACUAUAACAUGAACUUCCUGCUGGAGACCAUUGACUGGGUGCUUAGUAUGAAUGCGUAGAUGCUUUUUCACCUGAUAUGCUCCAUCAUUUGUGCCAUUUGUACAGAUCUGAAUUCAUUUGAAAUGUGUGUACAUUAUAACAAUGGAAAUGUUUUGGUAAUGGAACUUUUUAUU
Labeo rohita (rohu) is the source of this 7315-nucleotide messenger RNA. It is a transcript of the gene pole, whose product is annotated as polymerase (DNA directed), epsilon. Gene Ontology annotation, molecular function: DNA-directed DNA polymerase activity; DNA binding; nucleotide binding. Gene Ontology annotation, biological process: DNA replication proofreading; mitotic cell cycle; DNA replication. Gene Ontology annotation, cellular component: nucleus; epsilon DNA polymerase complex. NCBI's taxonomy places the organism in Eukaryota, Metazoa, Chordata, Actinopteri, Cypriniformes, Cyprinidae. The record is from RefSeq and is a predicted model, not a curated record.